AUGAGCGGACAAAAGUUCCAGUACGACGAGAGCGGCGGGACCUUUUUUUACUUUCUGCUCUCGUUCCUGGCCCUGCUGCUCGUGCCGGGCACCUACUACCUCUGGCCGAGAGCGCCCAAACCAGAUCCCGCUGAGAAAGAACAAGCAGAGUGCAAUUGCGAUGGGUGUAAGAAGAAGAAGAUCAUCUUGCAGAAGAUUGAUCCGUGGAAGAAUACCAAAUGCUUUCUCAGGAAAAGCAUCAUCGUCACUGGGUGGCUGAUUCUUGCACUAUUAGCUUACAAAGUAUCUCAAUUCGAUUAUGAAAUGUCCAAUUUUGAUCCUUAUGAAAUUUUGGGUGUAUCGCCUGGUGCUUCUGCUUCCUCUAUUAAAAAAGCUUACAGACAACUUUCUCUUAUUCUCCAUCCUGACAAAGAGACUGGAAACGAAAAAGCUUUUAUGAGAUUAACAAAAGCUUAUCAAGCUCUUACUGAUAAAGAAGCUAUGUCAAAUUGGGAAAAGUAUGGUAAUCCUGAUGGCCCAGGGGCCAUGGGCUUUGGAAUUGCCUUACCGUCAUGGAUCGUUGAAAAAGAAAAUUCAGUGUUGGUAUUAGGUGCAUAUGCCCUUGUUUUCAUGUUAGCUUUACCCACAGCUGUAGGAAUGUGGUGGUAUCGUAGCAUUAAAUAUACUGGUGAUCAGGUAUUAUUGGCAACAACAAAAAUGUACUAUGCUUUCUUCCAUAAUACUCCAACUAUGAUGGUGAAAAGAAUAAUCAUGGUUCUUGCAGCAUCAUAUGAAUUUGAAAAGAAACAUAAUGCCGAUAUUGUUGAAAGAGAAUCGGAUAAUGACGAAGUUCCUGCACUUAUUCGCCAGUUGCCCUAUUUAAGUGAAAAAAAUAGAGAAUAUCCACUUUGUUAUAUGUACUCAAUCAAAGCAAGAGCUAUUAUUCAUGCACAUCUGUCAAGACUUGAUCUGAAUCCUCAAACAUUAGAAAAAGAUAGACAGUAUAUUGUAAAAAAAUGUCCUUAUUUGAUCCAAGAAAUGAUCACUUGUGUUAAUCAGUUGAUUGUUUUAGCUUACGCUCGACAAGUACAACACUUACCAACCAUCACAACUAUUGAAAAUUGUAUGAAAUUAUGUACAAUGAUUGUUCAAGCAUCUUGGGAAUUUAGAAACCCACUAUUGCAAUUGCCACAUCUUACUGAAGAUCAUCUCAAGUACUUCAAAGCCAAAAAGGUAAAAACUCUUCAAGAGUAUGCUCAACUGAAGCGUGAAGAUAGAAGAUCCAUUUUACGUGGUUUAUCUGAUAGUGAAUUUGAGGAUGUGAUGACAGUUUUAGGAAAUAUGCCUUAUGUAGAGUUCAAAGUGAGAUCAGAAGUCAUGGACGAUGAAAAUUCUACUGUAAUCACAGCUGGUGCCAUCGUUACAGUGACAGUGACUUUAGAACGUAAAAAUAUGUCCGAACUUUUUGGUGAUGAAACUGUGGAACAGAAAUCUGUUGUCGAGGAUGAAAAUCGUGAGGGUGAAAAAGAAGAAGAAAAAUCUGCUGCUUCCCAAGCAGCUAAAAAGCCUGCAUGGAUGAAGCAAAAGAAGGGAGGUAAAAAAGCCCACAACAAAAAAGGACCUAAAAAAGGUCCUGCUGUGAAACCUACAGUAGCUGAUAAAACAGCUACCUCAGCCGCGACUGAAAAUGGUGGUCCUGGCCAACAAGUCAACCCAUCUCCAAAAGUUAAGAAAGAAAAGAAAGAAGAUGCUAAAGAUAAAGAAGAAAAAAUUCAAGAUUCUGAUUCUGGAACUGACGGUGACAAGAGCGACAGUAGUGAUGACGAAGAUAGUUCACCAGAAACUAAUAAAAAGAACAAAAGUUCGGAAGGCAACGACGACGACGAUCACGAAUGGAACAAAUUCCAACAGCGACUGUCGAAGCGCGAUCGUUUCCUUGAUGGCCGCACCAAUCAAUCUCAUCGCGUACAUUGUCCAUAUUUUCCCGAUGUUAAACAAGAGUACUGGUGGGUUUAUAUUUGCGAUAGAAAAGGUUUGACUCUGCUUGCAGCACCGGUGCACGUUACCUCGCUUGUUGACACUGAAGAAGUUCAACUCAAGUUUACCGCACCUAUGUGGCCUAAUGUUUACACUUUUACUGUUUGCCUGAGGAGUGACUCCUACAUGGGUUUCGAUCAACUGUAUGAUCUAAAGCUCGAUGUGAAAGAAGCUGCAGCGAUUCCUGUAGAUCAUCCUCAGUGGGAAAUGUCUGACGAAGAGUCCGCUGCUGAUGGAGAAGGCGGAGAUGAUCAGUCAGAAUUUACUACUGACGAGGAUGUCAGCGAUUAGAGCGUUAAAAGGCUCGAAGUUGCAAUAAAAUCGCUAAGUACCGUCAAUGAUAAAUAGAAUGUGGAGUGUACAUGAACAUUACUAAAGCUCUUGGAAAGCUUAAUUUAUUUUAUUAGCAUAAUAAAUGUGUUGAAAAUGCAAAGGGCUCGCGAUUAUGUUUCUCGCGCCUGUUGCAUUUUCUGUAAGAUUUACCACUUUAAUGGUGAAACUAAAUAAAUACUUAUGUCUCCUGCGAUUUACAACGCAAAACAAAUGAAAUUGUAAUAGACUGGAUUAUGGGUGUUUUUUGUAACGUGAAAAUAUAUUUAUUGUAUUAAAUUGUAUGCAUAGCAGAUGUAUGUUUUUGUUUGUGUGGACACACAUCGAAUUUAAAUGGGGGUUUUAAUUAUUAAUUGUAACUAUUAUGUAAUAGCGCAAUAAUGAAUUUAAAAUAACGAAAAAUAAAAAGUAACUUUCCUGAAUAAUGUAAAAGAGUAUGAACGUACGAAAAAGACGAUGGAAAAUAGAGUACAAGGAAUACAUGUUGAAGAAUUUAGCACUUAAAGUGUAAAAGAUUUAGAUGUUUAUGUUGAUAUUGUUACUUGAAGCAUCUAUUAUCUAUAACGUUUUUUCAAAAUAAGAUAAAGAGAGAAUGUGUGGCACAACUUUUUCAUAUAGAAGUGAAACUGUCUAAAAAUAUAUAUAUUAUAUAUAUAAAUUAA
This is a messenger RNA of Trichogramma pretiosum, 3008 nucleotides long. It is a transcript of the gene Sec63, whose product is annotated as translocation protein SEC63 homolog. Gene Ontology annotation, cellular component: Sec62/Sec63 complex. NCBI's taxonomy places the organism in Eukaryota, Metazoa, Arthropoda, Insecta, Hymenoptera, Trichogrammatidae. The transcript has 11 exons. The coding region runs from base 1 to 2307 and encodes 768 amino acids. Gene Ontology annotation, biological process: SRP-dependent cotranslational protein targeting to membrane; post-translational protein targeting to endoplasmic reticulum membrane. The record is from RefSeq and is a predicted model, not a curated record. Gene Ontology annotation, molecular function: transmembrane protein transporter activity; RNA binding.